AACGUCUUACAAGUUUGUCAACCUCGUCGUCUUCUAUAUAGUAUCAAACAAAGCGCAACAGGCUUGGAACUUCGACACGUCUCGAGCAGCAUAUGGCCUCCAAAGAAUUCAUCGUCGUCUUCCUUUUAAUCCUCCAUGCCGCACUGACGACGGUCCACGGCCAAAACAUCAUCGACCGGUGCUGGCGCCGCCAGCGCAACUGGGCCGCGAACCGGCAGCGGCUGGCCGUGUGCUCGGUGGGCUUCGCCGGGAAGAUGCGGCAGAACCGCGGGGCCGGUGUCAUCCGCUACACGGUCACCGACCCCGGCGACGACCCGGUGCGGCCGCGCCCGGGCACGCUGCGGUACGGCGCGACGGUGCUGGCCGGGAAGGUGUGGAUCACCUUCGCGAGGAGCAUGCACAUCAGGCUGGCGCAGCCGCUGUUCGUGAAGAGCUUCACGGCCAUCGACGGGCGCGGCGCCGACGUGCACAUCGCGGGCGGCGCGGGCAUCGUGCUGUACCAGGUGCGCAGCGUCAUCGUGCACGGGCUGCACAUCCACGACUGCCGCGCGCAGCCCGAGGGCCCGGCGGUCAGGCCCGGCGGCGCCGUGCAGCCGGCCGGCGGCAUGGACGGCGACGCCAUCCGGCUGGUGUCGAGCACCAAGGUGUGGAUCGACCACAACUCCCUGUCGCAGUGCGAGGACGGGCUGGUGGACGUGACGGUCGGCUCCACCGACGUGACCAUCUCCAACAACUGGUUCUUCAACCACGACAAGGUCAUGCUGCUCGGCCACGACGACGGCCACGCCGCCGACAGCCGGAUGCGCGUCACCGUCGCGUUCAACCGGUUCGGACCAAACGUCAACCAGCGGAUGCCAAGGAUUAGGCAUGGCUACGCUCACGUCGUGAACAAUUUGUACAUGGGAUGGAAAGACUACGCCAUCGGAGGGAGCAUGGGACCAAGCGUCAAGAGCCAGGGCAACCUGUUCAUGGCCUCCGGCCCAGCAGAUAACAAGAAGGUGACGAGAAGGAUGCCGGUGGCGGGGAGGGAUGGAGGGGACUGGGCCUCCAUUGGGGACUCCUUCGAGAACGGCGCUUUCUUCAAGCAGACGGGCAGCAGGGUGCGCCCGAAUUACAACAAGCAUCAGGCCUUCGCGGCAGCCAGCUCCAACGAAGUAAGGUCGCUGACCAAGGACGCCGGCGUUCUCAGGUGCUCUGUCGGCGCCGCGUGCUGAUCAAAUGGAGACAAGAACCAGAUGCGCCCGCCACUAUCAGAGAGUUACAUGUUGCGUUAUUAGCUUGGCACGCUUACAUAUUUGUGCGUUGGUCUGUCGUGGCCUUUGUGUCUCAAUGCAUCUCCUUUCUAA
Molecule: messenger RNA, 1346 nt
Organism: Sorghum bicolor (sorghum)
Lineage: Eukaryota; Viridiplantae; Streptophyta; Magnoliopsida; Poales; Poaceae
Product: probable pectate lyase 4
Exons: 1
Coding region: 93-1214 (373 amino acids)
Molecular function (GO): pectate lyase activity
Source: RefSeq, a predicted model, not a curated record